GGCUCCCAGUGAGGACGUGAUUUCUCUGCAGCUUCCACCAGUGUCUGCUGGGCCCCUGAGUCUCUGCACUGACUGGUCGGCUCCUCAGAGGGUAGCUGGAUAGCUUAGCAUCAAAGCACAGGGGACUCCAGGAAGCCAUGGCCCAGAGAAAGACCCCCAAAAGCAACCCCAGAAGAGAGGGGAAGGCGACGCCGGUGGAAAGCAAGAAUGGAAAGAGGACGGAGAGAGGAGGAGGAGGAGGAGGAGGAGAUGCAGCAGCAGCAGGAGGAGGAGGAGGAGGAUCUAAGUACUCCAUGUUCACCUGGUUUGUGGUCCUGGCCCUGCUGGGAGUCUGGAGCUCCGUGGCCGUGGUCUACUUCGACAUCGUGGACUACGACAGCGUCAUCGGUAAACUGACGGCCUACGACACCGACGGAGACGGAGACUUUGACGUUGAGGACGCUAAAGUUCUGCUCGGGCUGAAGACUGCAGAGAGACCACCUGUGGGAGAUUCACCUGAGGAGAAAACAGUUUUAAAAACCAAAGAGACCAGCAAGAGUCCAGCUGAAGCGACCAAUCAGCAAGCUGCAAAGCCACAGGGGGCGGAGCCAACACAGGCCACUUCAGCCAAAACCCCGUCCCAGGAGACAGUUUCAGAGAGCAGUCCGUCCUCCGUCCACGAUGACGAUGAUGAUGAUGAAGCCUCUAGAUCUCACGAUGUGGAGUCUGAAAUCCAAGCUGCCGUCCCUCUACCUCCAUUGGUGGAAGAUGAUUUUGUGCCAGAUGAUCCUAGAGACAGUCUACAUCCGCAUGAGGAUAAAGUUGAAACCAUCGACACAACUGGAGUUCUGAUGGAGGAGCGCCCCCCGGAGGAGAGUCGAGCAGACUCGGGACAAUUAUUGACGAGCUCCAAGAUCACACAGGAAGCAGUCGUGGAAGCAGAGAACCAGUCUGAACCACCAGUAGAACCAGAACCACAGAGAGACACACCGAAGGAGACAGACACUGAUGGUAAACAGGCCGAGGAGCAGCUCAAAGAAAAAGCGAAGAAAAAGAAACCAAAGUUGUUGAAUAAGUAUGAUAAAACCAUUAAAGCAGAAAUCGACGCAGCAGAGAAGCUUCGUAAGAAGGGGAAACUGGAAGAAGCUCUGAGAGCGUUUGAGACUCUGGUUCAGAAACAUCCUCAGAGCCCCCGCGCCCUCUACGGGAAAGCUCAGGCGGAGGACGACCUGGCGGAGAAGCUUCGUAGUAACGACAUGCUGCAGAAAGCCGUCAACACGUACAGAGACGCUGCUGAACUCCCUGAUGUGACCUCUGACCUCCUGAGGGCCGCGCUGAAGAGACGAGCAGAGAGGCAGCAGUUCCUGGGUCGGAUGCGCGGCUCUCUGGCGACGCUGGAUAAGAUGGUUCAGAUCUUUCCAGAAGACAUCGGUCUGAAGAACGAACUGGGCGUCGCCCACCUGUUGCUAGGAGACAACAAGGGUGCCAGGAGGGUCUUUGAGGAGGUUCUGGCGGUUGCCCCUAGCAACGGCUUCGCUAAAGUUCACUACGGGUUCAUCCUGAAGUCGGAGAACAAGAUCGCAGAGAGCAUUCCAUACCUGAAGGAGGGUUUGUUGUCCGGUGAACCAGGAACAGAUGACGGGCGUUUUUAUUUCCACCUUGGAGACGCUCUGCAGAGAGUCGGAGACGACACUGCCUAUGACUGGUAUGAGUUGGGUCACCAGCGAGGUCACUUUGCGUCGGUGUGGCAGAGAUCUCUGUACAACGUGGACGGACUGAAGGCUCAGCCGUGGUGGACGGCGAAGGAGACGGGAUACACCGACCUGGUCCGGACGUUGGAGAGGAACUGGAAGACGAUCAGAGAGGAGGCUCUGAACGUGAUGGACCAGAACACCGGAUCCUUCGUUCCUGAGGAGGAGAACCUGAGAGAGAAAGGAGAGUGGGGCCAGUACACCAUCUGGCAACAAGGGAAGAAAGUAGGAAACGCGUGUCAGGGCGUCCCAAAGACCUGCUCACUGCUGGAGAGAUACUCUGAAGCUACAGGCUGCAAGAGAGGACAGAUCAAGUUCUCCGUGAUGCAGCCUGGUACUCAUGUGUGGCCUCAUACUGGUCCCACUAACUGCAGACUGAGGAUGCAUCUCGGCCUCGUCAUCCCCAAAGACGGCUGCAAGAUCCGCUGCACCAACCAGACCAGGGAAUGGGAGGAAGGUAAAGUCCUGAUCUUUGAUGACUCCUUUGAACAUGAGGUCUGGCAGGACGCUGACAGUUACCGUCUCAUCUUCAUCGUGGACGUUUGGCACCCGGCGCUGACGGCGUACCAGCGCCAGACCCUGAGCCCCAUCUAGACCGGACCCGGAGACCCGGAGACCCACCACAGAACCGGUAAGAGUUCCACAGACUUAUCGGAGCAGCUGGUUCUUCUUCUUCUCCUGUGGAUUAAAAAACUCUUCCUGGGUCGGAGGAGAAUCUCGUUCUGACCGACGGACUACUAAAACUACUAAAGGUUGUCUGUUGAAGGAUCGGACCAUCGGACUGAAGGAUGGAGACCAGAAAGUUACUACUGACUUUACAACCUUUCACCAGAACACAAACAUGCGGUACGAGUUCUAGUCCUGAUCGAACCGGGAUCAGGGUUCUGGAUCAGGGUUCUGGAUCAGGGUUCUGGAUCAGGGUUCCCACAGAAGCUGGUUUCUUGUUUCUCUAAUUUGAACAGAAAAUAAACUGACGUCCUUUUUAACAAAAAACAUUUCCAGUUCCAAAAACCCCACCGUGUUUCCUCCUCUGUCCUUGUCUCCUGUCUUGUUACCUCCCCUCUCCUCUCCCCUCUCCUCUCCUCAUCUCCUCUCCUCGUCUCUCUCCUCAUCUCCUCUCCUCGUUUCCUCUCCUCUCUUUGUCCUCUCUUCUGGUUUCCACUCAUCUGUAUUUCUCCUUAUUUUGUUUUCUCUCCUCCUCUCCUCUCUUUGUCUCCUCUCCCUGCAUCCUCUUCUAAUAACUUCUCCUUGUUUCCUGUACUCGUUUUCCUCUCCUUGUGUCCUUGUUUCUUCUCCACAUCUCUACUCCUCAUCUCCUCUCUCUGUUUCUCUCCUCUCCUCCUCUCCUCUCCUCCUUUACUCUCCUUAUCGCCUCCCCUCUCCUCUCCUUGUGGCCUCCCUUACCUCCGACUUUCACCAAAACACAAACAUGGGGUUUCUGGUUCUGGAUCAGGGUUCUGGAUCAGGGUUCUGGUUCAGGGUUCUGGUUCAGGAUCAGGGUUCUGGAUCAGGGUUCUGGUCGUGUGGUGUGUCUUCUUGAUCUAGAAAUGUUAUUUUUAAAUAGGACGUCAGUUUAUUUUCUGUAGAGAAACAGAAAGCAGCUCCUCUGGUUUAAAGAUUAAUAUUAAACACUAAAACGUUAACAGUCUCCCUCACAGUUUUCAUGACGUUGUUGUUGUUGUUGUUGUUGUUGUUUAUGAAAUAAGAAAAGCCUUCAUUUUUACCACUAGUGCAUUCUUUCUUUCAGUUUUUAGUUUCACUCUUUCAUCACAUUUGCACAGUAAACAAGGAAACACAAGAAGUAAUUAAAGAUGAUUUAUAUUUAUAUUAAAAACAAAUAAAAACCUUCAGGGAAAAAAAAGACAAACAAGAAUGUAAAAGUGUGUUUAUGUUUCUUUGAUUUCUUCGUUUCCAGUUUGUUGAACUGGUUUCUUCUGGUUUUGGUUUUUAAAGUUUUUGUUUCUGAUCAAAAGAUUAAAAGAUUAAACAUCA
Molecule: messenger RNA, 3722 nt
Organism: Anoplopoma fimbria (sablefish)
Lineage: Eukaryota; Metazoa; Chordata; Actinopteri; Perciformes; Anoplopomatidae
Product: un-named hu7910
Exons: 25
Coding region: 138-2324 (728 amino acids)
Biological process (GO): peptidyl-aspartic acid hydroxylation
Cellular component (GO): endoplasmic reticulum; membrane
Molecular function (GO): protein binding; peptidyl-aspartic acid 3-dioxygenase activity
Source: RefSeq, a predicted model, not a curated record